AUGAUGGGAGAACCAAGGAAAAAUCAACUAUCAAAACUAACAAAUCAAAUAUAUUUUUCAGGAAAAGAUAAAGAAAAAAUUCUUACUCCUUCAUUAUUUCCUAACAAUUUUCUCUUGAAAAUAAUAAUUUAAUAUCGAAAAAAAAAUAUAUUGAUUUGAAAGAUUUAACGCACAACUAUUCAGCUCUCUUCAUAAUACGCCGAAAUCUGAAAGCCCAGAAAUGUCUCACAAUCUAAAAACUAUAAAUCUUAAUUUUUUCGAUACUAUGAGGACACCUAACAGAGUUAUUAAUAAACUAACACAUAAAAUCUAUAACUCCGAGUCAAGACCAGUCCCAUUCCCUCUCGAGCUCCCAUUCUUAACUGGUGGAAAACACUCUCAUACUCACUUGCAUAAUAGGCUAAAAAUAGACGAUUUUCGAUUCCCUUCUCUUAAAAUAAAAAGUCCUGAGGAAACAAGUCAUGAAAAAUUAAAAAAAAAUCGCCGAUCUGAUUCAGUUGAAAAAGAUUUAUUAUUGUCUGCGACUGUAGAUUCCACUUAUAAAAUUACCGAAAAAAAUAAGGAAAAAACCCUUAAUCGUAUAUCGCAAUCUUGUGAAAAACUAAUAUCUAGCAACAAAAAAAGUAAAAAAAGAAUGAUUAAAAACGUAAAAUCAUUGAGCAAGAAAAUGAGAGACUGCAAAUGAUUCAGCGAUUUAAUUGAAAAAAGCAAUGAUAGAGUGGGAUAUUAUGUAGUCGCUAAGGCUAUUAGAGAGAGGAGGAAUUAA
This is a messenger RNA of Blepharisma stoltei, 766 nucleotides long. Lineage: Eukaryota; Ciliophora; Heterotrichea; Heterotrichida; Blepharismidae. The record is from the annotation of a GenBank genome assembly.